Erythranthe guttata (spotted monkey flower) is the source of this 339-nucleotide messenger RNA. Lineage: Eukaryota; Viridiplantae; Streptophyta; Magnoliopsida; Lamiales; Phrymaceae. The record is from the annotation of a RefSeq genome assembly.
AUGUUAUUCCGAUCACACAAGCCAUUUUUGAAGAUUUUCCGACGAGGGUCUAUUCCUUUCCUAUUCCUAGCCACUAUCCUUUUCUUUUUUUAUCUUCUUUGUCUGAAAAUAGGUUUGAUUUGCUUCACCUAUGAGAAUGUCUGCCAAUUGAUCUUUUAUUCAUCAAAGCUCAUCCUAAUCUCCGUCGAGAUUACUGCCUUAGCCCUGUCCUACCAUAUUUAUAAUGGAGUUCGGUGUCUCGGAGUUGUAAUCUUCCUAUUAAUAAUUAUGACAGCUUUUAGUUUUAUUAAACCUUUUUUGUUUGUUUCUUUCUCUUUUUUAUUUCUUCAAAAAGGGUAG